This is a messenger RNA of Orycteropus afer afer, 3069 nucleotides long. It is a transcript of the gene MAP3K21, whose product is annotated as mitogen-activated protein kinase kinase kinase 21. Gene Ontology annotation, biological process: protein phosphorylation. The record is from RefSeq and is a predicted model, not a curated record. Lineage: Eukaryota; Metazoa; Chordata; Mammalia; Tubulidentata; Orycteropodidae. Gene Ontology annotation, molecular function: protein binding; ATP binding; JUN kinase kinase kinase activity.
AUGGAAGAAAAGAAGGGCAGUCUAGGGAAAAGUUGGGGCUCGGCGGGCGCCGGGCGCCUGUGGGCCGCGCUCUACGACUACGAGGCGAGCGGCGAGGACGAGCUGAGCCUGCGGCGCGGCCAGCUAGUGGAGGUGCUGUCCCAGGACGCCGCAGUUUCGGGCGACGAGGGCUGGUGGGCCGGCCAGGUGCAGCGGCGCCUCGGCAUCUUCCCCGCCAACUACGUGGCGCCCUGCCGCCCUGCCGCCUGCCCGUCGCCGCCACAAGCCCUGCCGCCGCCGCGGCCCGGUUCGCCGGUGCACAUCGAGUUCGAGCAGCUGGAGCUGAAGGAGCUGAUCGGCGCCGGCGGCUUUGGGCAGGUGUUCCGGGCAACCUGGCAGGGACAGGAGGUGGCGGUGAAGGCGGCACGGCGCGAUCCAGAGCAGGACGCCGGGGCGGCAGCCGAGAGCGUGCGGAGGGAGGCGAAGUUGUUCUCUAUGCUACGGCACCCUAACAUAAUCCAGCUGCGCGGAGUCUGCCUGCAGCAGCCCAACCUCUGCCUGGUGCUCGAGUUCGCCCGUGGGGGAGCGCUAAACCGCGCCCUGGCAGCUGCCGCGGAACCCCGCGCCCCGGGUCCGCGCCGCGCGCGCCGCUUCCCCCCGCAAGUCCUGGUCAACUGGGCGGUGCAGAUUGCGCGCGGCAUGCACUACUUGCACGAGGAGGCCAUCGUGCCCAUCCUGCACCGGGACCUUAAGUCCAGCAACAUUUUGCUACUUGAGAAGAUAGAGCAUGAUGAUGACAUCUGCAAUAAAACACUGAAGAUUACAGAUUUCGGGCUUGCAAGGGAGUGGCACAGGACAACCAAAAUGAGUGCUGCAGGCACAUAUGCGUGGAUGGCACCCGAAGUCAUCAAGUCCUCUUUGUUUUCUAAAGGAAGUGAUAUCUGGAGUUACGGAGUGCUGCUGUGGGAACUGCUCACGGGAGAAGCUCCCUAUCGUGGCAUUGAUGGUCUUGCUGUGGCUUAUGGAGUAGCAGUCAAUAAACUCACUCUGCCCAUUCCAUCUAUGUGCCCUGAGCCGUUUGCUAAGCUAAUGAAAGAAUGCUGGGAACAAGAUCCUCAUAUUCGCCCAUCAUUUGCCUUAAUUCUUGAACAAUUGACUGCUAUUGAAGGGGCCGUUAUGACUGACAUGCCUCAAGAAUCUUUUCACUCCAUGCAAGAUGAUUGGAAACUGGAAAUUCAACAAAUGUUUGAUGAAUUGAGAACAAAAGAAAAGGAGCUGCGAUCACGUGAAGAGGAGCUAACUCGAGCAGCUCUUCAGCAGAAGUCUCAGGAAGAAUUGUUAAAGCGGCGUGAACAACAGUUGGCGGAGCGUGAGAUCGAUGUGCUGGAGCGGGAGCUUAACAUUAUGAUAUUUCAGUUGAAUCAGGAAAAGCCUAAUGUGAAAAAGAGGAAGGGGAAGUUUAAGAGAAGUCGUUUAAAACUCAAAGAUGGACAUCGAAUUAGUUUACCUUCAGAUUUUCAGCACAAAAUUACCGUACAGGCUUCUCCCAAUUUGGAAAAACGAAGAAGUUUGCACAGUAACAGUUCUAGUCCACCAAGCAGCCCGACAAUAAUCCCCCGACUCCGAGCCAUCCAGUUGACUUCAGAUGAAAGCAAUAAAACUUGGGGAAAGAACACAGUCUGUCGCCAAGAAGAAUUUGAAGAUGUGAAAAGGAAUUUCAAGAAAAAAGGUUGUACCUGGGGACCAAAUUCAAUUCAGAUGAAAGAAAGAACUGACUGCAAAGAAAGAAUAAGACCUCUUUCUGACGGCAACAGUCCUUGGUCAACUGUCUUCAUAAAAAAUCAGAAAACUAUGCCUUUGACCUCAUUAUUUGUGGACCAACCAGGUGCUUGUGAAGAGCCAAAGCUAUCGCUUGAUGGAUUAGAAAACAGAAAACCAAAGCAAAUAAAAAUGCCUAAUCAUGCUUACGUCGAUCUACCUCUUUGCAGAGAUGACCACAGAGAGAAUGCUGUGGCAAUCAAAAGCUUUGAGGAUGGGGGCUCAGCAAGUUCUGCCUUUAGCACUCCUCAGGUGACUCCUACCAAUAGUCUGAGUAGAGUACCCCAGAAAAUGAAAACAGAAUCUGCUCUGUAUGGGUGCACUAUGCUUCUGGCAUCUGUGGCUUUGGGCUUGGAUAUUAGAGAGCUUGGUAAGACACAGGCUUCUGAAGAACUGAUGCUGAAGGAAGAAAAGAAAAAGCGAGAGGGAAUCUUCCAGCGUGCCUCCAAGUCUCACAGAAGUGCCAGUCCUCCAACAAGACUGUACUCUAAGAGAGAGGAAACUAACAGCCAACCCUCACUCCCACUGUCAAGUGCUGUGAAUCUUUUGUCCAUGCCUUCACUUUCCACAAAGUGCUUGUUGCAGACUGACAGUGAGGACGUGUCUGUGGGUAGCACACAUGUCACCUGUCACACACAGAUUCCUGCUCCACAUCUUUGUUCUGCUAUCCAAGAAAGUUGUCAUGAGCUAGCCUCAGUGUCAAUUUCUGACAGUGAUCACAGCCUACUGAAAAAACAGUUUCCUUCCCCUAUAAAGCAAACACAUGGGAACGUGCCUUACUAUGCAUCUUCAAAAGGAAGAGCAUCACAUCACAGACGGACCAUGUCUGAUGGAAUUGCUUCUCAGACCCAAACUAGUACAACUAUUAUCUCAGCCACUGAAGCCUCUGAACUGCCGCUUAAGCAGGUUUUAGGAUCGCUGCAAACCCCUUCUGCUCCUCACAAUAACCUGGCAAGUAAGGGCUCACCUACAACACAAAGAGUGGUGCCUCGGCCUCGCCCUUUCUCCCUCAGAAGUCGAUUGGGUCAGUUGCAGGCUUCCCCAUGGGGAAGAGAGUCUCUGCCUGCACAGACAGACAGCCUAGUGGGUCACCCAGGACCAACCCCUCACUGCUUUCCUGGUGCCAAGGAGAGAACUGAAUUGCACAUGCCUUCCUUACUGGAUGCAGACAUAGAAGGUCAGCCCAGGGACUACACAGUGCCUUUGUGCAGAAUGAAGAGUAAAACCAGCCGGCCAUCUAUAUAUGAGCUGGAGAAAGAAUUUCUGUCUUAA